AGGGCGAGUACAUCAGUUGCGGCUCUGGCAUGUGGAAACAGGAUGGCGGCACCAUGCAGCUGGCAGCUGUCUUGCAGCAGGGCAUGGAACGCUGGUGCUUCAGAGAAGAAGGUAGCAGCAACUGCCGCGUCCGAGGCGCCACAAACUGUGAAGUCUCUCCACACUUGACGCAGCAAUGGCAGAUGCUUGAAGGUAGCACUUGGCGAGACACUUCGCGGUUUUGUGUGCUGGCAAACCCGGAAACUCGAGAGCCUCACGUGUACCCAACAGCCCUUGAGAGUUGUUUGAUCGAAGAGGAGGUAUCACCACUGCCUUCACCACAGGACAGAGACAAGGCCAAAGUGCCCACGGACAGAAGGGUUGAGGCACUCGGUGCUCACUUUAGCCCAGAUAUGCUGGAAGGUGUAGCCCAGGUGCCAGACAACCUUCGCGAGAGGGUGAUCUCCGAGGUACAUUGCCUCCUGGCACAAGCUCAAUUUGCAAUGUCACCGCAGCAGGCAGAGUUGGAUCUGGAUCUUCUAGUUGAGGAAUGCUGCCACGCCUUAAUGAUUGAGCAAGUCGCACACGGCCACAUCGAUGCCCAGCAGAUUUCGCGCGAGGUCCUACGAACUGUUCUUAGAGGUUGGGGCAAACCACGCAACUCUCCGCAGAACAUCAGCCCUUCACCACUAACAGUGCGGCAACACCUCCCGCAAUUCCUCGAGAAUGAGGUCCGAACUCACGCACAUUCCAGGGCUGACCUGUUGAUGGAUGAUGGGCCUGCAGGCUGCGAGAGUCAGGUUCUGGGCUGUCAAGUCCUUCCCUGCCGCAGCCCGCAAGGAACGAUUAGUCCGUGCCCAAUUUCUUGAAGCAAAACAGUUGGAG
Cladocopium goreaui is the source of this 864-nucleotide messenger RNA. The record is from the annotation of a GenBank genome assembly. Lineage: Eukaryota; Dinophyceae; Suessiales; Symbiodiniaceae.